AGUGUCUAAGGCGGGUUUUGAAUUUGUGAACUCAAGGGUUUGUCCAAAAUCCAAAUUCUUAUUAUUUUUAAGGUUUUGUCAGAGUAACACAAAGGGGUAAAACCAAACAAUGGUGAAGGCGAAAGGUGAAGGUGCCAAUGAUGAUGGAGCAGGAGCAGCAGUGUAUGAGAAGCAAAGAGCAGAGAGAAUCAAAGAGAACAAAGAGAGAAUGCAGAAACUUGGGAUUGUACAACUAUCCAAGAACCUCAAGACAGCAAAUGCAAAAGCGCCUUCUUCCAAGAAACAACUCACUUCCCGCCAGACAACAUUGUCAACUGACCCACCUCGCCGCUCUUUUAGGUUGAAGGAUAAGCCUCCAGUUACUUACAAAGAACGUAAGAUUCCCAAGACGGAGAAGAUAUCAGCAGAGGAUUUGGAGAUUAAUAUAGCAGAAGGUGAAAACCACGAAUUCUACACAGAGGAACAUGAGAAGCUUUUAGGUGAUUGCCAGAAUGCUUGGGUUCUCUAUUCUGACGGUUAUGAUGAAGAUGGCCAGCGCAUAUAUGACCCUGAUAAUGGCAAGUCAUGCCAUCAGUGCAGACAGAAAACUCUUGGUCAACACACUGAGUGCAGCAAUUGCAAGCUGGUUCAAGGACAAUUCUGUGGAGAUUGUCUUUACAUGAGAUAUGGAGAGAAUGUCAUUGAAGCAAAUGCAAAUGCAAACUGGAUUUGCCCUGUCUGCCGAGGAAUAUGUAAUUGCAGUCGAUGCAGGCGUGAAAAGGGGUAUGCACCAACUGGUGCAAUUUAUAGGAAGGUAAUGCGUCUUGGUUACAAAUCUGUGGCACAUUACCUUGUCAAAACUAGACUGCGUAGUGACCAGGAAGACCUAAGCUCUGCAGGAAAGAGUAUCGUGCCAUCUGCUGAGUUUGCGGAUACUCUCUCAACUUUGAAGGGGGACCAUGAUGAUGAAUAGUGUGAUCAAGAAGAUCUCAAUGGUUGAAACAACGAUAAAAAGUGAGAACGAUCUAUGCCUGACAAAGACUGAAAAU
This is a messenger RNA of Lycium ferocissimum, 1028 nucleotides long. RefSeq lists its product as uncharacterized. Gene Ontology annotation, biological process: regulation of DNA-templated transcription. The transcript has 2 exons. Bases 110 to 952 code for a protein of 280 amino acids. Lineage: Eukaryota; Viridiplantae; Streptophyta; Magnoliopsida; Solanales; Solanaceae. The record is from RefSeq and is a predicted model, not a curated record. Gene Ontology annotation, cellular component: nucleus.